UUCGAUCACACUUCCGGUAAAGCUAAUGGCUGACGGAAUGGGUCAGCUACCUAUGGUUCUGGUGUUUUCGGCGCUGAUUUUCCUCACAUGGAGAGAUUUAAGUCACAGUGAACAAGCACAAGACGUACAGAAGGACAUCAAGACCCCCAAAUUGUCUAAAUUUGCUGGACCGACCCUUAAAUUUUUGUUUUGUUACUCCUGAGGGUACAGGAAGGUCUUUGACCAGUAUGCCCAGCUUCUUCAUGAGCGAUUUCCGGCACUUGACAUCCAGGGUGAUAACUACCCCCCACCCUCGGGUCGUGCCGCUGUCGCUCAGUUUCUAAGUAUUUUCAAACUUGUUCUCAUUGUUAUGAUUGUUAGUGGACAGAACCCAUUUCCUCAUCUGAAUAUGGAGACACCUAGUAUUUUUAACUGGGCGUCAGAAAAUAAGAUUUAUGCUUGCCUUAUGGUGUUUUUUAUCAGCAAUGCUAUAGAGGGACAGAUGAUUUCUACUGGGGCUUUUGAAGUCAUAUUUAAUGAUGUUCCUGUGUGGUCAAAAUUAGAGACAGGGAGAAUUCCGCAACCUAAUGAAAUGUUUCAGAUCAUUGAAAACCACAUGCGUUUAUACACAAAUCCAGUGCAAUAAGAGAAUAAGGACAUGUUAGUCUUCAAAUAACAAAACUACUUGAUUUAUAACAGUAGUAGAAGAGCAGAAACUGAACCAAUGAAAGCCUUCAUUGCAAACAGCUUUGCUGUUAAUGAAGUGUUGGAUAACCAAUCAGGAUCUGUCUUCUGUUACUGUCAACCAAUCAACAGUGAUGUAUUAUCUGAUGACUUUCAUGUCUGAUCUGAAAUUUGACAAAAUGUGAUCAAGAAUCUUUCAUUUAAACAUUUGUAAUUUACAAAUAAUCCUUGUCCAAAUUGAAGAAGUGGAGUUUUGUUCUAUGAAUGUGUUUGAUGUAAAUAGUGACAUGAAUUAUUUCUGAGUGAUGAUGUGUGAAUGAGGAACAUAAAUUAUGUCAUGAUAUAUAUUAUUUGUGAACUUGAUGUUAAGUAGAAGAAUUAGAUAAUUAUGGUAUUGUGAAAGUGAUUGUGGAUCUUUAUCAGCCCUCAUUAGUUACACCUCUAUCUGAAAUUUUGAUAAUUUUAGACUAAAGGAAACUUGAAUUUCAUUUAUUAUUUGGAUCCCUGUAACUAGCUAACAUCAGCAAUCAUGAUAAUAUCUUAUAAAUCAGUCAGCCCAAUCCAAAUAUACCAUAGAGGUACUAAAAAAUUAAAGUAUAUAUCCUAUAUGUAUAAAUUGAUUUUGAACAUUCCAGUACACUCUACACCUCUAAUACACCUGAGAUUUGUAGAAAUUAUCGUGAGUCUACAAAUGUGAUUUAACUUAGCUGCUCCUAGUUUUGUAAUUGCAGUUUUGCAGGAGUUUGUAUGUUUACAAAAAAGGUUCAUUUUAAUUUAAUUAAAUUAUUAAAGUGAUUUUUGAAUGUAAAAAAAAAUUAAUUUGCACCUGAAAGUUGAUGAAAUUAUUGAAGUAAUUUUAUUUCAUGUGUGAAUUUGAUCUUUUGAUCAUAUGUAUUAAGCUUUACUAUUAUUUUACUUGUGUCAGUUUAUUAUUGUAUGCAGAAUUUCUUUGAGUAGAAAUGCAGGCUGUGAUUUGUGAUGGCUUGUAAAAUCUUACUUUUAAAUAAACUUGUUUUUAAA
Messenger RNA from Saccostrea cuccullata (small rock oyster), 1683 nucleotides. RefSeq names its product thioredoxin reductase-like selenoprotein T1b. Gene Ontology annotation, cellular component: endoplasmic reticulum membrane. The transcript has 5 exons. Lineage: Eukaryota; Metazoa; Mollusca; Bivalvia; Ostreida; Ostreidae. The record is from RefSeq and is a predicted model, not a curated record. Gene Ontology annotation, biological process: cell redox homeostasis. Gene Ontology annotation, molecular function: thioredoxin-disulfide reductase (NADPH) activity.